AUGCCUCUGGCUUCCUACUGCUACCUGCGGGUCGUGGGCAAGGUGACACUUGUGAAGCACCGGCGGGUUGGCAAGCAGUACGUCAUCAAAAAACUGAACCUCUGAAAUGCCUCUAGCCGAGAGCGGCAAGCUGCUGAACAGGAAGCCCAGCUCUUGUCUCAGCUGAAGCAUCCCAACAUUGUCACCUACAAGGAGUCCUGGGAGGGAGGAGACGGUCUACUCUACAUUGUCAUGGGCUUCUGUGAAGGAGGUGAUCUGUACCGAAAGCUCAAGGAACAGAAAAGGCAGCUUCUGCCUGAGAAUCAGGUGGUAGAGUGGUUUGUACAGAUCGCCAUGGCUUUACAGUAUUUACAUGAAAAGCACAUCCUUCAUCGAGAUCUGAAAACUCAAAAUGUCUUCCUAACAAGAACAAACAUCAUCAAAGUGGGGGACCCAGGAAUUGCCCGCGUGUUAGAGAACCACUGCGACAUGGCUAGCACCCUCAUUGGCACACCCUACUACAUGAGCCCUGAAUUGUUCUCAAACAAACCCUACAACUCUAAGUCUGAUGUUUGGGCUCUAGGAUGCCGUGUCUAUGAAAUGGCUACCCUGAAGCAUGCUUUCAAUGCAAAAGAUAUGAAUUCUUUAGUUUAUCAGAUUAUUGAAGGAAAGCUGCUGCCAAUGCCAAGAGAUUAUAGCCCAGAGCUGGCAGAACUGAUAAGAACAAUGCUGAGCAAAAGGCCUGAAGAAAGGCCGUCUGUGAGGAGCAUCCUGAGGCAGCCUUAUAUCAAGCGCCAAAUCUCCUCCUUUUUGGAGGCCACAAAGACAAAAAUGUCCAAAAAUAACAUUAAGAAUGGUGACUCUAAAUCCAAGCCUGUUGCUAUAGUGGUUUCCAGAAAGGCAGAAUCAAAUCAUGAAGUAAUCCACCCUCAACCACACUCUUCUGAAGGUUCUCAGACAUAUAGAACAGUUGAAGGCAAAUGUUUGUCUGAGGAGAAACCCAGGGUCUCUGGUCCCUUGAAGUCACCUGCCAGCCUGAAAGCCCAUACCUGCAAACAGGACUUGAGCAAUACCACAGAACUAGCCACAAUCAGUAGGGUAAAUAUUGACAUCUUACCUGCAAAAGGGAAGGACUCAGUGAGCGAUGGCUUUGUUCAGGAGAAUCAGCCAACACUCUUGGAUGCCUCUAAUGAGUUAGGAGGUAAAUGCAGUAUUUCUCAAGUGGAAAAGGAGAUGCCGCAGGACAACACUAAAUCCAGUGCUCAGCCUGAAAACCUGAUUCCCAUGUGGUCCUCUGACAUCACGGGGGAAAAGAAUGAACCAUUGAAGGCUCUGCAGCCCCUAAUCAAAGAACAAAAGCCAAAAGACCAGGAUCAAGUUGCUGGUGAAUAUAUUAUAGAAAAACAGGGCAGAAUCCACCCGGAUUUACAGCCACACAACUCUCGAUCUGAACCUUCCCUGCCGCGACAGCAAUGGCAGAAGAGAGAACAGACUGAGCACAGAGGGGAAAAGAGACAGGAUCGACCAUUAUCAGCCAGAGAGAGGAGGCGACUAAAGCAGUCACAGGAAGAAAUGUUCUCUUCAGGUCCUUCAGUGAGGAAAGCUUCUCCGAGUGCAGCAGGGCCAGGGAAACUCCAGGAGGAAGACCAGCCCAUGCCUGCCCGACGGCUCUCUUCUGACUGCAGCGUCACUCAGGAAAGGAAAUUGAUUCAUUGUCUCCCUGAAGAUGAGUUAAGUUCUUUUACAAGUUCAACUGAUAAGUCAGAUGAGGAUUCCAAGGAAGGGAAAGAUCAGACAAAUGAAAUUAAUGCCUUGGUACCAUUGAUGACUCAGACCCUGAAACUGGAUUCUAAAGAGAGCUGUGAAGAUCUCCUAGUAGCAAAUCCAGUGUCCGAAUUCAGACUUCAUCGGAAAUUUCGGGACACACUGAUGCUUCAUGGGAAAGUUGCAGAAGAGGCAGAGGAACUCCAUUUUAAAGAGCUACCUUCAGCUAUCGUGCUAGGUUCUGAAAAGAUCAGGAGACUAGUUGAAGUCUUGAGAGCUGAUGUAAUUUGGGGCCUGGGAGUUCAGCUUUUAGAGCAGGUGUAUGAUCUUUUGGAAGAGGAAGAUGAAUUCGAGAGAGAGGUACAUUUGCAGGAGCACAUGGGUGAAAAGUGUACAACUUACAGUGUGAAAGCUCGCCAGUUGAAAUUUUUUGAAGAAAACGUGAAUUUUUGA
Molecule: messenger RNA, 2196 nt
Organism: Saimiri boliviensis boliviensis (Bolivian squirrel monkey)
Lineage: Eukaryota; Metazoa; Chordata; Mammalia; Primates; Cebidae
Source: RefSeq, a predicted model, not a curated record